UAUAUGCUCGUUCGCCGGAGCACAAGCGGCGACUCUCGAUCAGCGGUAGUCUCAGUCAGUUUUGGGAGGUUCUCCUGUAAACAUUGAAUCGGAAUACAAACCGGACGCACAAAUAUAAACUCCCCGACAAAUUUCCACUGAGGAAGAAAGAAAGAGAGAGAGAGAGAGUACUGGGUAUAUACUCGCGUCAAAAGAAAGUGCCAAGUUCAAGUUCAGUAACACGCAGACUGAAGAGAAGCAUUGUACGUACGCGCGACAACAACACAACGACAUAUAUCGUUAAACACGAGAAGACAAGUAUAUAACAUCUCGUCUGUGUUGUCGAUCUCUACGAAGAGCCGGUUGAUUCGUGCUAGGAAACACGGAAUCAUUUCUUAUUCUCCCUUCACUUAUUCGUUCGCGCGCACGAGUUUCUACACCACGUUUCGCCCGCGUUUUUACACCAGUAACGAAUAAUAUCGGCGUCGAUACACACACGUGUCGAGCAAGACACGUACUGUCUUGUUUCGUUUCUUUUUUUUUUAACGUUCUCGCGGGUGCUUUCGAUGCGAGCUACAACGAUAUCGUAUAACGACGUAUACGGUCGGAGUGACAGUUUUAUUGUGUUCUCUUGAAAGUUUCCUUUAGCUGCGAAAGAAGAGACGCCACUGUUACAAUUUUUCACCCCCGCUGUGAAGGACGAGAGAAAAAGGAAGAAGGAUUGGAAGAAAGAGAGGGCAGAAGAACAGCAUCAAGAUCACACAGUGUUUUUGUGCGGAAAAAUCGAGGAACAUGUCGACUGCCGUCAUGAGUACUCCCAUGUUCGAGUGCAGCGAGAUUCUUUUUAAGAACGCAGCCUCGACCAAAACAAAGGAAUCAUCCUCGUCCUCGACGUCGAAUACCGGGAACGGUGGCGCCGCUGUCAACAAUGUCACCAAUGGACACGCGCCGCUAAAGCGCACCUAUACCUCCUUGGUGUCCACGUUGAUCGAGCAACACCGGAAAUUGGAUCGCAGCGUGAGUGAGCCGACGUCACGCUACAAGACAGAGCUCUGCCGACCGUACGAGGAGAGCGGCUCGUGUAAGUACGGCGACAAGUGUCAGUUCGCGCACGGCUACGGAGAACUGCGUAAUCUCGCGCGUCAUCCCAAGUACAAGACCGAGCUGUGUCGCACUUUCCACACAAUCGGCUUCUGCCCGUACGGGCCGCGCUGCCACUUUAUACACAACUUCGAGGAGGCGCGCAUACACAAUCAGAAGGUGAGUGCCCAGCUUGGUUCGGCGCAACCGAACCUGCUCGGCCUGAACCCGCUGAUGAGCGCGGCAGCCGCUGCCGCGGCAGGCAACGGUGCCAUCGUCAACAACAACGCUACUACCGUCAACAAUAACGUUAACGUCAGCCUGCUGGAACACCUCGCCGCGUCGUCCCACGUGGCGGUCGCGGCCGCGGCGGCUGCCACCACGUCGAGCCUCAUGCGAACGAACUCGCUGAGCUUAGGUAGUACCGCAAACGCGAACGGUUACAAUCAGCCGCCGUUGUUGCGAACGUCAUCGCUCAGUCUGGCUACGAAUCACCAUCACGCGAUACACCCUCAUCACCAGGUAAACGCCGUGAGCUCGGUGAUCGGCGCGACGAAGCCGAAACCGCUCAAUCUCAGCCCGACGUUCUCACUCGGCAGCUCCGCCGACUCGGUCUCGCCGUCGUCCAGCCUCAGUCAAUCGCCGACGAAUUCCAUGGCGAGUUUCUUCAGCGACGACUGUAGCCAGCAGACGACGUCCUGCACGAACCUGUCGACAACGCCGUUCAGUUUUGGCCAGGAUUUCAGUCUGCUCGCCUGCUCGAGGCAAAGUCCAAGUCCGCGUAAUAAUGGUGUGUGCAGUCCUCUCGCCUCCGACGAGGUGGCGCCCAGAACGCCUUCCCCGUUGUCACCUAAUACGGAGUCUAGGUUGCCGGUGUUCAAUAGAAUCAGCAGCACCCUGGGCGAUUUUGAUAAUCUCAAGAUCUAAAACGAUUGCGAUGCGCGCGAGGGAGGCGAAACUUUCGACGAGUCUCGCCUUUCGAAGAAGGGAGGGUCUUCAGGGGGAUAUUGUGACUCGAGGUUUAAGCGAGGAUAACCCGCGGUGGAGUCUGUCAGGAAAACGUCUUCUUUGUUUUUUUUUAUAUAUGAAGUAUCGCCUCUCGCGAUACGAUUCUCUUUAAUCGUUAUCUAACUUUCUUGAAAAGCGUUUUUUUCUAAGGCACACGUCAGGUUUCUUUUUUAUCUUUGAGAACCCUUGUCUUUUUCCUCUUUUUUUUUUAAUAUAUUAUUACCAUCAUAAUCAUCAUAUAUAUCAUAGCACUACUAUUGU
Molecule: messenger RNA, 2328 nt
Organism: Nylanderia fulva
Lineage: Eukaryota; Metazoa; Arthropoda; Insecta; Hymenoptera; Formicidae
Gene: Tis11
Product: Tis11 zinc finger protein
Molecular function (GO): mRNA binding; metal ion binding
Source: RefSeq, a predicted model, not a curated record